Ceutorhynchus assimilis (cabbage seed weevil) is the source of this 1088-nucleotide messenger RNA. The record is from the annotation of a GenBank genome assembly. NCBI's taxonomy places the organism in Eukaryota, Metazoa, Arthropoda, Insecta, Coleoptera, Curculionidae.
GUGAGUGCGUAAAGCGCCAGACAUUAGCUGAUAUUUUACAAGUGUGAAGUAUUAUGGGUCUACUAAUAACAAUUCUACUAGUGCUAUGUUUGCUCGUAAUUCUAAGCAGAUUAUGGUGUUUUUGGUGCAGAAGUAAAGUUUGUCUGAUUGGGAAAACUGCCAUUGUAACUGGAGGAGCUUCAGGUCUCGGAUAUGAAACUGCUUUGGCUUUGGCGGCCAAAGGAUGUCGUGUUAUAAUUGCGGAUAUUUCGAAUUCGGCGAAGGCCGCCGAAGAAGUUCGGAAGAAGAGUCAGAAUAAUAAUAUAGUUGGCAAAUAUCUGGAUCUCGGCUCAUUCAAAUCAGUCAGAGCAUUCGCCAAAGAAAUCAUAGAAAAAGAACCCAGACUGGAUAUUCUAAUGUGCAACGCUGGCAUGCCAGGCUACAGAGAAAUGCACAUGACUGAAGACAACCUGGAACGGGUGAUGCAAGUGAACUAUUUCGGACACUUUUUACUUGUACACCUUUUACUUGAUCUUUUGAAGAAAUCCAGUCCUAGUAGAAUUGUAUUUACUAGUUCUGUAAUGGCUUACAUUUCAAACCUCACCAUCGACAAUUUGACACCUAAAGAUGAUUUUUUCACAAAACGGUCUGCAAUGAUAAUGGGAGGCACUUAUAGCAAUUCGAAACUUUGUUGUGCUGCAGCUGCUAAAAGUUUUGGAGAAAAAUUACAAGGUUUUGGAGUUACAGCAAACGCUGUACAAGUUAGCGGAGUAAGAACACCAAUUUUCUACAAGGCAAUCAAAGAAAAUCGUUAUUAUUCUGCUCUCGUUUUAGGCAGUUUCGUUUGGGUCCUUGGAAAGAAUCCUGAGGAAGGUGCUCAGACUCUGAUUCAUUUGGCGCAUGCGGCCGAAGUUGAAUCGGUCACCGGCCAGACGUUUAUGGAAGGGAAGCAAGUUUGGAGGCCCAGUAAACUGACUGAAGAGUUUUGUGCCAAGCUUUGGACCGAGUCUGUUAAAUUGACGAAGCUUGAAGCUGAUGAAGUAAAAUGUUGAAUUUUGAUCGAUGAUUAGGAUAUUUGCAGUAUAAUAAAUGAAUGUUUUUUAAACGAC